Molecule: messenger RNA, 1575 nt
Organism: Miscanthus lutarioriparius
Lineage: Eukaryota; Viridiplantae; Streptophyta; Magnoliopsida; Poales; Poaceae
Source: the annotation of a GenBank genome assembly
AUGAUCUGUUUUUACAUGCUGUGGUUAGCGGCGUGCUGCCUCCUCCUCCUGUACAGCGUCCGAUUCAGCUGGUCCGGCUGCAGCCAUGGCAGCGGGCCCAGGAGCUACCCGGUGAUUGGGUGCCUGGUGGCCUUCUACCAGAACCGGUGGCGGCUGCUGGACUGGUACACUGAGCUGCUGGCGGCGUCGCCGACGCAGACGAUCGUGGUGGACCGACUGGGUGCGCGGCGGACCGUGGUGACCGCGAACCCGGCGAACGUGGAGCACAUCCUCAAGAGCAACUUCGGCAACUACCCCAAGGGGAAGCCCUUCACCGACAUCCUCGGCGACCUGCUCGGCACGGGGAUCUUCAACGUCGACGGCGAGCUGUGGUACGCGCAGCGGAAGCUGGUGAGCCACGAGUUCUCGGCGCGCGCGCUCCGGGACCUGGAGUUCGCCGUGCUCGAGGACGAGGCGCGGGAGCGGCUCGUCCCCGCGCUGUCCCUGGCCGCGGUGCGCGGCGACGCUGGCGGCGUGGUGGACAUGCAGGACCUGCUCCGCCGCUUCUCUUUCGACGUCAUCUGCCGCGUGUCGCUGGGCGUUGACCCCGGGUGCCUGGACCCGGCAUUGCCCGAGGCGCCCAGGCUGGCCGUGGCGUUCGACGCGGCGGCCGGGAUCAUCGCCAGGCGCGGCGCCGCGCCCGUGGCCGCCGUGUGGAAGGCGAAGCGCGCGCUGGACGUGGGCUCCGAGCGCCGGCUGCGCGAGGAGAUCAGGGUCAUCCACGAGGCCGUCAUGGACCUCAUCCACAUCCGCAAGAAGGAGCGCGGCCUGCAGCAGCCACAGGAGGUGAACGCCGGCGGGCGGAGGAGCGACCUGCUGUCGCGGAUGAUCGAAUGCGGGUACCCGGACGAGGCGAUCCGCGACAUGGUGAUCAGCUUCAUCAUGGCCGGCCGCGACACCACGUCGUCGGCGCUGACGUGGUUCUUCUGGCUGCUCACCCGCCACCGCGACGUGGAGCGGGAGGUCCUGCGGGAGAUCACCGGCGGAACUGGUGCUAGCCACGCCGCGGGCGGGCAGGGCAAGAUGCGCGUGCUCCACGCGGCGCUGUGCGAGACCAUGCGUCUGUACCCGCCCGUGGCGUGGGACUCGAAGCACGCGGCGGCCGGGGACGUGCUCCCCGACGGCACCCGCGUGGAGCGCGGCGACCGCGUCACCUACUUCCAGUACGGGAUGGGGCGGAUGGAGUCCAUCUGGGGCGCCGACGCCGCCGACUUCAGCCUGCAGCGCUGGCUAUCCCUGCCGGAGGACAACGCGCCCCCCGCCGCGGUGGCCGGCGUGUCGCCAUUCAAGUACCCGGUGUUCCAGGCGGGCCCGCGGACGUGCCUGGGCAAGGAGAUGGCCUUCGUGCAGAUGAAGUUCGUGGCCAGCACCGUGCUCCGAAGGUUCGAGCUCGUCCCCGUCGACGAGGGCCGCGUGCCGGUGUUCCUGCCCCUGAUGACGGCGCACAUGGCCGGCGGGCUCAACGUGACGGUGAGGAGCAGAGGCGGGGAACCCACCAUUGCCACCGCUGCGGCGUCGUCUGGGAAUUCGAAUUGA